This is a messenger RNA of Moneuplotes crassus, 1082 nucleotides long. The record is from the annotation of a GenBank genome assembly. NCBI's taxonomy places the organism in Eukaryota, Ciliophora, Spirotrichea, Euplotida, Euplotidae.
GAAAAUUAAAAAAAAUGUCCCGCAAAAGAACUUAUAAAAAUUUUGAGGAGAGCAAGUAUGGGAGUAAAAAUACAACAACAAGCACUAAGGAAACUCAGAAAAAGAAGUCGCAAGCAAUGCUUCAGAGAUUUUUCAAAUCAAAUGUUGAAGAAGUGAAAUUCAAAGAUGAUUUUGAGCAAGAGGACAUCAAGAUUUGGGCUUGGAAUAUCAACGGUAUUAGAGCAUUCCUAACCAAAGGGGUUCUCAAGACUUUCCUAGAACAACAUACCCCAGAUAUUCUUUGCCUUUAUGAGACUAAAAUUGAUCAGGAUACUCUACUCAAGAUGAAUAUCAAGAAGUACUUUCCUAAAGAAUAUUACCAAGUUUGGAACUGCUGUAAACCCCCAAGAAAGGGGUACUCUGGCACAGCAGUAUUUGUUAAAGGAGUAAAGCCAUUGCGCAUUUCAAAGGAUUUUGGGACACAUAAUAAAGAGGGAAGAUGCAUUACACUGGAAUUUGAGAAAUUUUAUCUGGUCUCAACUUAUGUCCCAAAUUCAGGCCAAGGGCUGAAAAGGCUUAGCUACAGAGUCGAGGAAUGGGAUGCUGAUCUAACCAAGCAUCUGAAAAGACUAGAAGAGAAAGGAAAGCCAGUUAUUUGGUGAGGAGAUCUUAAUGUUGCACAUGAAGAGAUUGACAUCCAUGAUCCAAUUGGCAAUAAAAGUAACCCUGGAUUUUCAGAUGAGGAGAGGAAAUCAUUCUCAAAUAUUUUAGAACAAGGCUUUGUAGAUACCUUUAGACAUCUUAAUCCAACUGAAAAGAAGUAUACUUACUGGUCAGUAAGGAAAAAUUUGAGAUCGACCAAUGAUGGAUGGAGGAUCGACUAUUUUGUAACCUCUAAAAGUAUGAUAGAUCAAGUUAUACAAUCUGAAAUUCAUGAUGAGAUCCUCGGGAGCGACCAUUGUCCUAUUAGCAUGGAUCUUAAAUUAGAGCCAGAGAGGAAAUCCUUUAAUUCUGAUGAGAAUCAAGACGAGGAUUCUCAUCCAGUAUCUUCACUAAUUCUCAAGUUUGAUGAGUCAAAGUUCGAAGAUAAUAGUGAUAAAUAA